This is a messenger RNA of Varroa destructor (honeybee mite), 1631 nucleotides long. RefSeq lists its product as uncharacterized. NCBI's taxonomy places the organism in Eukaryota, Metazoa, Arthropoda, Arachnida, Mesostigmata, Varroidae. Gene Ontology annotation, molecular function: protein binding. The record is from RefSeq and is a predicted model, not a curated record.
AACAACAAAAAAUACUGGCGUCAGAACCGUGUGUUUGAUAGGGCGUUGUCGUCCUGAAAGAUCCUCGUUAAGAUAUCCUUUUACACGACGAUGAUGGUGCUUUGUGCUGUUCGAACAAAAUUAUCACGUUCACGAAGGUCCUUCCGAACGCGAGGUAAAGCAAAAUCUUAAAGCAUAUUCAAGUAAUUGGCACCAGUCCACCGCCAUUGUCCAGAACGAGACACAAAUACAUUACUAUUACUCCUGAGGAAGUUAUGCUAUGCAACGUUUACAGUCGCCUAAAUUCCCUUUCGAAUUACGACCAUCAAAUGGUCAUCAUUACGGCUUCUCCUCACUUCGUCACGACAAAUGCUGGCAUAAGUGCUUAAGAAAGCCAGUGCUAAGUUCCGCUGCAGCGAUGCUGUUCAUACGCCAAACAACCGCAUUCGCCAUUGUGUCUUCUUCGCUUCUGGUCCAACUUAUCUUAAGCCAAUGUGUGUACAAUGGACGUUUGUACAAUAACGCCGAGCAGCUACCUUCGAAAGACCCCUGUGAAUUCUGUAUGUGCUAUCAUGACAACGUUCUAUGCUUAUCGCAGCCAUGUCCACCCCCCGCUGUAGGAUGCCAGGAGGUUAUCAUCAACGGCUUCUGCUGCCCACUUUACAACUGUGGCCCUUCCGAAAUAAACCUGUUUGCAAAGAACGUAUCGGUUUUGAAGGCACCAGCGAAUUCCCUUGCCGCAGCAGGCCAACUAGAUCUGUCAGAUCGCAGUGAUCCCCGUAGCGAUUCGAAGCAACAUAGUCUGCCACUGCCUUUACUUAGGGCGACGAAGCCUUAGGGCCGAUAAGUGUCGGGACUAAAACUUAACAAACGAUUAUUAUGCAUGGAAUAUCACGUAUAACUGCUAUAUUUUAACACCAAUGUUUUUAACUUUUUUCUGUCGUUUUUGUUUUUAGGAGCAGUUGUUUUUUAGUUAUUUUAUCUAGUAACUUGACUAUUAGUUGAAGGCGCAAUAUUGGGCGCAGAAUUAGUUGCGGCUAAGUGGCCUAACAGGGCUGGGUUAGUUGGCGUCAAACAUUGUUUGCCUAAAGCUUGUCACAUAAUCCAACAAAACAAACAACAUAAUAUCCUAUUUCAAAUUCGCUACAAACAAUGAGGAACUGAAGUCGUAUUCUGUACAUUAAAAACAUAUUACACGCUCGGCUGUGAUUUACCUAACUCGUAAAUAACCCAAUACAAUAGAUGUGUUUUCCUCACCGUGUACAAAAUGAUCUUUGGCUGGACGGUUCGUACCACCUAUUGGUGACAUCGUCAGCGCAUACUUUUUAACUUAAUUAAACUAAGUUGAGAGCGAACUGCUACGAUUAUACUAGCGGAAAAUCAAGUUAAGUGUUAGCCAUUCCAUUAUGGCGAUAAAGAAAAUUGUCACCAACUUUGUUUUAACCUGAUGUUCUUCAGGCUUCUAGUUUCACAUUUUGCUAUAAUUGCGUUCCGGCCACGGCUGUUGAUAUCGACGAAUAAAACGGUUCUCAACGGUUUACCAUUCGCUAAGACCGACUGCAAUGAAGACAUGCCGAAUUUACCAAACGGUAUUUUAUAGCGAAACUACUCAAAAAAACCACAGAAAUUAUUUACAGGAAUAUCAGGAAAGC